Colletotrichum chrysophilum is the source of this 1005-nucleotide messenger RNA. RefSeq lists its product as uncharacterized. NCBI's taxonomy places the organism in Eukaryota, Fungi, Ascomycota, Sordariomycetes, Glomerellales, Glomerellaceae. The transcript has a single exon. Bases 1 to 1005 code for a protein of 334 amino acids. The record is from RefSeq and is a predicted model, not a curated record.
AUGAAGCCCACUCUCGACAACACUACCAGAGCCAGCGACCUAGUCCGACAUUAUGCUUCAGAGGUUGCUGGGAAAACCAUUCUCGUUACCGGCCCGUCUCCCGGCAGCCUUGGUGACAGCUUCGUUCGUCAGGUUGCAGCCGGAAAGCCGGCCAUGUUCAUUCUGGCUGGGAGAUCCGUUGCCAAGAUGCAAGACUUGAUAGAUGAGCUCAAAUCUUCUCAUCCGGAAGUCAAGGUUAAAACCCUUCCGUUGAAUCUUCUCUCGUUCGCCGACGUUCGCAAAGCGGCCGAGAACGUCAAGUCGUGGGACGAUGUCCCGCAUAUCGACAUACUAGUCAACAACGCCGGCAUCAUGGCGGUCCCCUAUGCCUUGACCGACGACGGGUUUGAAAGCCAAUUCCAGACCAACCACCUGAGCCACUUCCUCUUCACCAAUCUCAUCAUGGACAAGCUUUUGGCCUCGCCUUCGGGUGCUCCCAGGGUGAUAUGUGUCAGUAGUAUGGGCCACAGUGUUGGCCACAUUCGCUGGACAGACUACAACUUCAACGAAGGAAAGAACUACAACAAGUGGUUUGCAUACGGGCAGUCCAAGACGGCAAAUGCUCUAAUGGCCCUCGGCCUUGCAGACAGACUUGGUCAUAAAGGACUUCUGGCUUUCUCUCUCUGCCCCGGCCAAAUCACCACCAACCUUGCAAGUCACGAAGCUGACAACCUGGCGGCGUUCAUCGGCGAUCUCAUGGAAGCCCACAGAAUCUAUGGAAACAAGACUAUGUGGGGAUUCGACGGCGUCAGAAGGAAGGAUCUGGACCAAGGAGUUUCGACCCAUGUCUUAGCCGCAUUCAACACGACUAUCUGCGCACCGGCUAAGAACGGGGCCUAUCUGACCGAUUGUCGCAUUGCUGAUCCGUACAAGGAAGAAGUCUACCCUUGGGCUACCAGCAAGGUAGAGGCUGACAAGCUGUGGAAGUUGAGCGAGAAGCUUGUUCAUCAGGAGUUCUCUUACUGA